Monoraphidium neglectum is the source of this 558-nucleotide messenger RNA. RefSeq lists its product as hypothetical. NCBI's taxonomy places the organism in Eukaryota, Viridiplantae, Chlorophyta, Chlorophyceae, Sphaeropleales, Selenastraceae. The coding region runs from base 1 to 558 and encodes 185 amino acids. The transcript has 2 exons. The record is from RefSeq and is a predicted model, not a curated record.
AUGGCCCCCCUGCGCGCCGAGCACGCCGACGCCGCCGACGCCGCCGCGCCCGCCCCGCCCGCGCAGCGCGCGCCGAGCGGCGCGCUGCCGUCGUGGCUGUGGCCGCUCGGCCGAGACGCGGUGCGGGGGUCGAGCACCGAGGAGCUCACGCGCGCGAUCGCGGCCGCCGGCGAUGAUGCGGCCGCGCUGCAGCGGAUCGCGCGCGGCCUGCUCGCCGAGCGCAACGACCACCGGGAGGAGUCGCGCCGCUGGGAGGCGGCGGCGCGCGCGCUCGAGACGCAGCUGGCCGACGCGCGCCGCGCGCGGUCGGGGCUGCUGGAGCGGCUGCAGCUGCUCGAGAGGCAGGUGUCGGUGUUGAAAGAGGACACGUUGGUGGAUAGGUUGGUGGAAGCGAAGCUGGCGACGGCUCAGCGCGACCUGGAGGCCGAGGAGCUGCGCGGCGGCCUGCGGCGCGAGCGCGAGCGCGCGCGCCAGCUGGCGGCGCGGCUGACCGCGGCGCAGGGGCGCUACGACGCGCUGGCCAACCGCGUUGCGGCCGCGGGCGGGCUGGCGACGUGA